CUAUGAUAUCUCUCCCUACUCCCUAGUAUUCACUCUUCUAUCAUGUGCCACCAAACAUUCCGAUUCUGAGUAACAAUGACGGAAACAAACUGCUACGAAACUGCUAGCACCAGCACCAGCAACUCCAACUCAAACUCACAGAAAACAGAGGACAGAAAACAGAGCAGGCCCAAGAGAAACAGAGACAGUAGCAAGCACCCGGUUUACCACGGAGUACGAAUGCGCAAUUGGGGCAAAUGGGUGUCAGAAAUUCGUGAGCCCCGCAAGAAAUCACGCAUCUGGCUUGGAACUUUUGCAACCCCUGAAAUGGCAGCACGAGCCCACGAUGUUGCAUCUCUGAGCAUUAAGGGCCACACAGCGAUCCUCAACUUUCCAAACAUUGCAAACAUGUUCCCCAGACCCGUCACGUUGACCCCACGUGACAUCCAAGCCGCGGCUGCAGAAGCCGCCGCCAUGGUGGAAUUCGACCCUCACAAGUUACACUCCUCGCCUUCGUCAGAGUCCUCUGAGCUAAGCCAGAUUGUGGAGCUUCCCAACAUAGAAGAGAGCUUCGACUCGGUGGACUCGAGAACUGAGUUCGCGUUUAUCGACUCGGUGGAUAGUUGGGUUUACCCUCCGACCCCAAUGGCGAGUUUUUCUGACAUGAUGUUUGGGGAACAGAGUUUUAUCAUAGAAAGCUCCGAGUGUGGAUUCCACUUUGGGACCGAUGGGUGUGAGAUUCACCAGAAAACAUGUUUGGUUUAG
Molecule: messenger RNA, 744 nt
Organism: Abrus precatorius (Indian licorice)
Lineage: Eukaryota; Viridiplantae; Streptophyta; Magnoliopsida; Fabales; Fabaceae
Product: dehydration-responsive element-binding protein 3
Exons: 1
Coding region: 76-744 (222 amino acids)
Biological process (GO): regulation of DNA-templated transcription
Molecular function (GO): DNA-binding transcription factor activity; DNA binding
Source: RefSeq, a predicted model, not a curated record